GCUCGGCACCGGCGGCCGCCCCACGCUCAUUCCCGCUGCCCCGGGGGCGCGCAGCAUGGAGGCUCGGUGCGCGGAGCAGAGGCGGAUGUGUUUGGAGAUGCUGACCACCCGGCCCCGGCUUUCGGCGCGGAGUGUGGAAGGAGCCCUGAGCGCGGCCUCCGAGUGCCCGGCGGUCCGGCCCAGAGCGCACAAGUGCAGCCCCGCCAGGACUUCGCGAUCCCGGCCGCAGGGCGACCCGGACGCCUUGGAUGGGCCCGCGGGGAGCGCGCUGCCGGGGGGCCGCGCCAAGAGGGGGUCGCUGCGCGCCGCUGACUCGCUGUCUGCGGGUGCUUUCGCCCCGAUGGAGAGCCCGGAGCCCCCCGCCGCCUCUAUGCCGUCCCUCCCCGCGGAGGGAGCCCGCAGCCGCAGGGGCGCGCGCUCCAUCCGACCCGCGUGCGCCCCGAUGGAUGAUGGCAGCCCCGGCCCGGCGGAAGGCGCCCUGGCGGAGCCCGAAGAGUUUCUGUCCGUCCCGCCCCGAGCGCAGAAAGGCGGCCCCGCCAGGUGCUCGGGAUCCCAGCGGAAGAAGGGCGGCCCCGAGCCCCAGGAUAGACCCACGAGGAGCGCGCCGCCGGGGGGCCGCGCCAAGCGGGCGUCUCUGCUCGCCGAGGACCCGACGGGGGACCCGGAGCCCCCAGCCGCCGACUCCGAGGCGCCCCGUCCCGGGGACGGUCCUCGUGGCCGAAGGGGUGCACGCUCCAUCUGGAGACCCCCGCCCACAGAGGAGCCCAGCCUCGACCCGGAGGAGGGAGCUUUUGCCCAACACGACGAGGGGCCGGCCGUCCUGCCCAAGGGGCUGAAGUGCGGCCCCGCCGGCACGUCGCGAUCCCUGCGGAAGAAGAGGGACCCGUACGCCCUGGAUGGGUCCCGGGAAAGCACGCCGCCGAGGGGCCGCGCCAAGCGGGGGUCUCUGCCCGCCGAGGACCCGCCGCCCGCCGGCGCUCCCGCCCCGACGGAGGACACGGAGUCCCCCGCCGCCUCCGAGCCGCCGGCUCUCCCCCCGGAGGGAGCCCGCAGCCGCAGGGGAGCGCGCUCGGUUCGGGAGCGGAGAUCCCCUCCGGCCCCCGCAGAGGCCACCAGCCUCGGCCCGCCGAUCGCAACCCCCGGAACCCGCGGGACAGAGGCGGCGCCCGCGGGGGCCACAGCCACCAGGCUCCGAGCGGUGCUGAAAAAGUUGAAGCUGAAGCAGGUCGAGAUCUCGGAGGCGGCGGAGGCGGUGAACGCGGUGGCGAACCACCUGCUGAAGGGAGUGCAGAAGAAGGGGUCGGUGUUCAAAGGGGUCCUGCUGCUGAGCACCGGCAGCUACUACGAGUAUGUGAAGGUUUCUUCUCCGAAUGAAUUUGAUAUUAUGUUUACACUGGAGGCUCCCAGAGUUGAGUUAGAAGAAUAUGGAGACAGUGGGGAGCAUUACUUCGUGAAAUGUACCAAAAGAAUGCCCCAAGGAAACCCCUUGGAGGAGUUUUUAGAAGGUGAUGUCUUAUCAGCAUCUAAGAUGCUGUCCAAAUUUCGGACAAUCAUUGAGGAAGAAAUUAGAAACAUUAAAGAUACAGAGAUCACGAUGGAGAUGAAGAAGCCCGGCAGCCCUGCUGUGACACUCCUUAUUGGCAAGCCUCAAAAAAUAUCUGUGGACAUAGUGCUCUCUUUGAAAAUGAACAGCAGCUGGCCUGCAAGCACCCAGAAUGGGCUCCCUAUCAAGAACUGGCGUGGAGGAAAACUCAGAACCGAACUCAGGAGAAAGCCGUUCUACCUGGUCCCCAAGCACGCCAAGGAAGGAGAUGGUUAUCAAGAAGAAACAUGGAGACUGUCCUUCUCCAACGUGGAAAAGUACAUGUUGCUCAAUCACGGACAGAAGGGAAUUUGCUGUGAAAAUGGUCGACUGAAAUGUUGCAGGAAAGAUUGUCUCAAACUCAUGAAGUAUCUUCUGGAGCAAUUGAAAAAAAAGUUUGAAUACCAAGAGAACAUGGAUAAGUUCUGUUCUUACCAUAUGAAAACCACCUUCCUGCAUGUGUGUACCCAGAACCCAGACGACAGCCAAUGGCAAACCAAAAACCUGGCGUCCUGCUUUGACAGCUGUCUGACCUUCUUUCUCCAGAGCCUGAAAACAGAGUCUCUGCAGCACUUUUUCAUUCCUGGUGCCAAUCUGUUCUCUGAAGAUCGGAUCGACCAGACGGCCAAAGGAUUCCUGGCAGAGCAAAUUGAGAAUGAAAGAAAGAAUGGCUUUCCCAUUUUAGAUGGAUGUUGAAAAGAAUUAAGAGCUAGUAGGGGUUUUAAUGGUUGUUGGAAUGUUAGAGAUGGGUUCCAGCAAGGAAUAAAUGGAAAUCUCUGUUUAGCUUUCAGUUGACCUUAGAGAAUUGGGCAGCGGUAGAUAGCAUAAUGGUUAUGCAAAGAGGCUCUCAUGGCUGAGGCUUCAAAGUUCCAGGUUCAAUCCUCCCCCCACCACCAUAAGCCAGAGCUGAGUAGUGCUCUGGGAAAAAAAAAAGAGAGAGAGAGAGAGAGAGAAUUUAAACCUGUACCAAAAGAUUUAUUUUUCCUAGGGGAGGGGGUAGUCAGGGAAUUAAGAAGCAGAGGAAACAUUUAAAACUUGAAAAUUUGGGGGGCUGGGCAGUAUCGUACAUACUGUGAAGCACAAGGAUCCUGGUUUGAGCCCCCAGUUCCCCACCUGCAGGACGAAUGUUGAAGCAGGUCUGCAGGUGUCUCUCUGUCUCUCCCUCUCUAUCCCCUCCUCCUCUCUCAUCUUCUCUCUGUCUUAUACAUUUCAAAAAGAAAAAUAAAGAUGGCCACCAGGAGCAGUGGAUUUGUAGUGCUGGCACCAGGUCCCAGUGAUAACCCUGGAGGCAGAAAAAAAAAAGCUUGACAGUUUUUGGGGGUGUGUGUGUGUGGAAGUGGGGGUGAGUAGUGUUCUAUAAACAGGCACGCAUCUUGGGGGCCCCAGAGAUGGUGUGGCUGAUAGAGCCUUUCAAGCAUGAGACCUUGACUUUGACCCAUGACACUACAUGAGAGGGAGCACCAAGGACAGAAUGGGAGAGCUCCAUAGGCAGCAGAACAG
Messenger RNA from Erinaceus europaeus (western European hedgehog), 3082 nucleotides. RefSeq names its product cyclic GMP-AMP synthase (gene CGAS). Lineage: Eukaryota; Metazoa; Chordata; Mammalia; Eulipotyphla; Erinaceidae. The record is from RefSeq and is a predicted model, not a curated record. Gene Ontology annotation, molecular function: chromatin binding; 2',3'-cyclic GMP-AMP synthase activity; double-stranded DNA binding. Gene Ontology annotation, biological process: activation of innate immune response; cellular response to exogenous dsRNA; positive regulation of type I interferon production. Bases 56 to 2278 code for a protein of 740 amino acids. The transcript is spliced from 5 exons. Gene Ontology annotation, cellular component: cytosol; nucleus; site of double-strand break.